UCGUGACGACACAGUGAACGUCACAUUGCGUCAUCAUUUACAAUCCAACAUUCAAGCGGGGAGGACGUGUGAUGAAACAGUUAUUAAUCAGUGUUGAAAUAUAAUAUUAAUAUAUUUAAAUGUUUCAAACCGGAAUUUCAAGUACAAAGUUCAUAGGAUAGGUUUCGUUUUGUAACGCCGCCAUCAUGGCGUCGGACGAACAAUUUUCAUUAUGUUGGAACAAUUUCCACGCCAACAUGUCAGCAGGCUUCCACGGCCUGCUGUCGCGUGGAGAUUUAGUGGAUGUGACUUUAGCCGCUGAGGGAAGGCUAUUGCAAGCUCAUAAACUAGUUUUGUCAGUAUGUUCUCCCUUCUUUCAAGAAAUGUUCAAAAUGAACCCGACGCAACAUCCUAUAGUAUUUUUAAAAGACGUUAGUCAUUCAGCGUUAAGAGACUUAUUACAGUUUAUGUACCAAGGUGAAGUUAAUGUUAAGCAAGAAGAGUUAGCAUCGUUUAUUAGUACAGCGGAACAACUUCAAGUGAAAGGUUUAACCGGAAAUCAAAAUGAAGAAAGUUCCACGCCAUCCAAACCAAAGCCGACCUCAAGGCCAGGCCCGAGGUCGUCACAACAAAGGCAAUCUGUUAUGACUAAGUUAGAGACUGAUUUAGAUUCUAAGCCCUCCUCAACUCCAGUAGCCGUUAAGAGACCGAAUAGACCAUCAAUAGCAUCAAAUAAUUCUUCAUCAUCCCAAUCUGGUGGACCUGUGAAACGGAAAUGUGUGGAUCCAUUAGAAGCUGGACCAUCAGGAUCGGCCAAAGAUGAAUUUGUGACGAUACCUGACGAAGAUGAAAAUAACGCUGUGGCACCGAAAAUGGAACCUGAAUUUGUUAAUGAGAGUAUGUGGGACGAUGACGAUGAUGGCACUAAUAAUGAUGAGACAAAUUUCGGCGAAGAUGAUUCGAAUAUGGAAAUGUCUGGAUUCGAUGGCUCUGCUACUGGUGACGGCACACUGACUGGAACGGGCGAAGGAGCAGUAGGCGAUGCACAAGUUACAGAUGUGCUUAAAUUGGACUGGGUGUUGAUUUACUUCACGAAACUCGAUGAGGACAAGCUAUACCGCUGCAAUGUCUGCCAGGCCAUCAUGGAGUGCGAGAGCGAAGAGACCAAGGCCGAGAUCAUGGUGGAUCACAUCCAACAAGGGCACAAGGAAAUCUACGAACUCCACAAAGAUAAUCCAGAGGAAACGGUGGGGUUUCGCAUAGAGUUCCUCCAUCUGAACGUUUUAAAUGAGGAAGACAAGUCACAGCAAGUGAUGGAGGUGUUGGAAGAGGAAUCUGCAGAGAAGCAAGUGGAAGAAAUACAAGGAGAUGAAAAUGUACAAUUUGUUCUCAUGUCUGAAGCGGAACCCACUCCAGUGAAGCCGGUGAAACGGGAAAAGCCACCCAGAGUGUCAGCUGCUCGUUCUGGAGGAAAAUUAAAGAGGAGCUGGGUGUGGAAGUACUUUGAGAAGAUCAGCAGCGUGAUCUUCCGCUGCAACCUGUGCAACGUGGUGCUGUCCAUCAAGGGCAACAACACCAACAACAUGAACCGCCACGUGAAGAGCAAGCACCCCGUCAUCUACAAGACGGAGAUGAUGUCGGCGACCUACACGCGCAGGAAGGACCAGGCGCAGCUGACGGACGUGGCGUGCGAGGUGGAGAUCCCUGUGGUGAAGGCGGAGGCGGUCGCUAGCACGCCCAAAGCGAGGGCUAAGGCUACCCCGGACGCGGCUACCCGGCUGGCGCGGCGCAGUUGGAUCUGGACUUACUUCACUCGCCUCUCGGGCACGCUGGCGCAGUGCAAGCUAUGCAACCGCAAGAUCAACCACGGGGGCAACGCCACCGGCAACAUGAACCGGCAUCUCAAGUACUUGCACAAGCAUGUUUAUGACAACAGCGUGGUGGAAGCCGAUAAGACGGAUAUUGAAGACGUAGCCUGGGUAUGGAAGCUCUUCACUCUGGACGAAGAUAGCUGCUACGCGUGCAAGAUCUGCAACUUCAAGUGCAUCAAGUUCGAGGCCAUAGACAAGAGUGUCCAGUUCAUUCUGGAACAUCUCCGCAGCGAGCACGGCGUCAUAUCUGGCAGCCAGAUCAUUUCUGGCUCGGACUGUGACGCGCCAGAUAUGGACGAGUGCACUGUGGCUGUAGAUUUCUUGAAAGGGGCUGAGAUGUAAAGUUAUAUGUAGGAGAGACGCGAGAGGCCUUACAGCGGUGUCUGUUUCAUUGUUUAUUUAUUGAUAGUAACUAACCAUGGUUAUUCGAUUUGAUUUUUUGAAGUGUAGUAAAUAUAUUAUGUUUGAUUAAGAGAGGUAUUGCGUAACCUUCCCAGUUUCCUUCAGGGUUAAGAGAUAUAAUUUUCAUAGAUAAUUUCAUUACACAAUAUUAUUAUACCUACUUAUAUAAAUUAGUUAAAUAAUUUAUGUAUACAUGCCGUUUCAG
Molecule: messenger RNA, 2457 nt
Organism: Plutella xylostella (diamondback moth)
Lineage: Eukaryota; Metazoa; Arthropoda; Insecta; Lepidoptera; Plutellidae
Source: RefSeq, a predicted model, not a curated record